GGCCGAUGGAUAAUUAAGAGAGAGACAGAAGUGGAUGGUGGCUGAACAUCGGCUAAUGAUAACACAGCAAGGCCACACCACAUACGAGGGAAGAAGGAUAAGACAAGGUAACCAGUGGUGGAGUUCAUGGCACAUGAAGACCGAAGACUCUCCUCCUCGAGAUACGAACCCCAAAUCUAAGCUAAACCCAGCGGAACCGGUGAUCCAGAUCCCCGGGGCCCCACCCAUCAGACGACGACCGGCCGAGCCAGGAGAAGACGCACAGGGACAUGGCCCCUCCGGUACCACCCCUUGUUCUGGGCGACACAGUGGGCACAGAAACAAACAACGGCGGGCGAGGAGGGAGAGGGGGCAACUCGGCCGAUGGGUGACUGAAAAGGGAGCCAUCGUCGUGUUGGCCCUUCGGCGCAGGGUUGGGGUCUGGCCCUUCGGCGGAGCGUUGGGGUCACCGAAGCGCUUGGAGAACGGUGAGCCGCUUCACAGUCUUUGACUCAGAAGCAGCUGCGUCUCCUUUUCCUCGUUGUUUAGUCUGCCUAAUGGUGGAAAGCUCGUGUUAAAGAAACACCGCGACACACUUGACCGUGAACAUGCAUGCAUGACUGCAUAUGCUGCCGAGGGCGAUUAGAAAUGCAUGCUAGAAAAGAUCCAGCUGUCUCGGUGUCCACUAUUGGUUGCAAUUUAAUCUUGAUGCUUUGGUUGCAGCUUUAAUAGUAGGAUCAUUCUUAAGAUCGGAUGGUAAGAUUAACCCCUUUGAUUUAAAGGUACAUUACACAGUAUCUAUUAUGUGAUUUGGUUG
Molecule: messenger RNA, 796 nt
Organism: Musa acuminata subsp. malaccensis (wild Malaysian banana)
Lineage: Eukaryota; Viridiplantae; Streptophyta; Magnoliopsida; Zingiberales; Musaceae
Source: RefSeq, a predicted model, not a curated record